Drosophila teissieri is the source of this 2024-nucleotide messenger RNA. RefSeq names its product serine/arginine repetitive matrix protein 2. The record is from RefSeq and is a predicted model, not a curated record. Bases 86 to 1966 code for a protein of 626 amino acids. Lineage: Eukaryota; Metazoa; Arthropoda; Insecta; Diptera; Drosophilidae. The transcript has 2 exons.
AAAUAAGCUAUCGAGUGCCUUCAAUUAUCGAAUAUAUUAACGCCAAUGGUGAACAAUAUAAUUCAUUCAAACUUAUGGCAAUAUAAUGAGAACGCGAAGUUCGUCUGCUGUCGAAUCUGACCUUCCAAGUAAAGAAAAGCAUCCUCGCAAGCCCCUGUGCCACAAGAACAGCACGCACAAAGAUCAUAUUCGGGAUAUCGGGGACUCGAAGGCAGAUGUCCAGGACGAAGGUGUCCUUAGCUUAGAAACCAAUGAGCAAGAUGGACUUCCACAAGAAGUUUAUAUUAAGAGCGAGCCCUUAUGCGAAGAUCUUUGGGAUGUCCUGGACGAGCUGGGAGACAUACUGGAUGAAGAGCACGCCGACAUGUCAAUUAAGAGGCAGGGAAAAAUUAUAGACAUGAAGCAAGGCGAAAUUGUGGAUAAGGAACAGGGCGUCAGUAUCUAUAAGGAGGACGAGUUGGAUGAGGAAGAAGUGGACGUGCCACCGGCGCCCUCCAUUUCACUUACCGACGAUACCUCUUUAUUCACCAGAAGAUCCAGACGAGAGGCCGAUGUUCUUCCCUUCAGCUUUAAUGGGGGUUUAUACAAGUCGGGAGAAAUUUCUUCAAGUAAAGAAAGCCGAUCUGCAGAGAAGAAACCAGUUUGUAGUAAUAUUUUACCUGAAACCUUAGUCCGGUUCCAAAACUCUCCAGAACAGAGCUCAAAACGCUGCAUUAUUAAUGCUUUUCUCGAACGACGGUUAUCCUCAGAGAAUAAGAUAAAUCGAAGAAGCACCCGCAGCACACCCAAGGAAAAAAGUGCCUCACAAAGAAAAUUGGUUAGUAGCAGCCGCAUCCCAAGGUACAGACACAGAAAAUGGAGGAACUCCAGGAGCCCAAAAAUACCCAAACAUGGCUUAAGUCCGCCCAUCCACAGAAGACGAAGCAGUCAAUCUAGAGACCACAUUAGGUCCCGAAGGCGGAGCUCCUCUAGGGACCGACUCGAGCGGUGCCGCGGACUUUCAUCUAGGCGCAAACUUAGCUCAAGGUCCCUGAGCCCAGAUUGUAGAAGUCGUUCCCGUUAUGUGGGAAAUAGUCCUUCAGGUAGAGGGUCAAGGGAUGCGUCUCCCUGUAUUGGGAGCCGUCACAGAUCACGAAGAUCCCCAAGCGUUGGAUGGAGGCGUGCCUCGAGGAAUUCGCCGGUACACCGCUCUCGGUAUCGGACAAGGAGUACCUCUAGGUCAACCAAAAUUGCGGUGCAACAUCAAAUAGAAACCAGGGCUCACCGGUGCGGUCGAUCGAGAAGCAGAUCCCGAUCUGCAAGGAAAACCCUCCAAAAGUGUUCCAGAAGCAAAUCCAAAUCAGCAAGAAUUACGCAGCAGGAGCUUUCGAGAAGCGCAUCUAACUCGCGAUCAAAGAGUAAAAACAGGCCAUCGAAGACUGUGGCUUGCCAACAUUCAAGAAGCGGAUCCAGCAGUCCCCAGAAUCGCCUUCGGAAACGCUCGAGGAGUAGCUCUCAGCCUGCACCCACCCAACAGCUGAAUACAUUUGAAAAUAGGCCCAGGGUGCCAGGCAUAGUUACUAGGGUAGUCGAGCAGAGGCAGCCACUUGACCAACCAUCGCCGCGCCCCAUUUCUCCAAUGGUUACACUUCACGACAACCGACCUAGCCGGCCAAAGGAGAUGCUCCAGUACCUGCUUCCUACCCCAAAUGUUCCACAAAUCGUCUUCACGCAGACGCACUACACCCAUACUGAGUACAGUUCGCAUGCGGGCAACGAUCCCAGUUCCUACGGGCAGCGUUUUCCGGAGCUGGGGCCGUACGAUCUGCGCCACCGCUUGUCCACGACUCGUUCACUUUAUUACGUAGGGCCCAACGAUCUGCGGCACAGUAUCGGGGAAAUCUACUCGCCCCAACCCGCUCUCUAUGCCUAUACCGAGUGGCCCACGGGGGUAACUGAGCAGUACGACCACAGUAGUUACUUCUGAAAGGCUCUUCCAUAUGAUUAACAAUACAUUUUAUUACGUGCAAAACAUACGACAUAGU